Cucumis sativus (cucumber) is the source of this 2933-nucleotide messenger RNA. RefSeq lists its product as uncharacterized. Gene Ontology annotation, cellular component: RNA polymerase I transcription regulator complex. Bases 992 to 2857 code for a protein of 621 amino acids. The record is from RefSeq and is a predicted model, not a curated record. The transcript is spliced from 10 exons. Gene Ontology annotation, biological process: transcription by RNA polymerase I. NCBI's taxonomy places the organism in Eukaryota, Viridiplantae, Streptophyta, Magnoliopsida, Cucurbitales, Cucurbitaceae.
UAAUUGUCCACAAGGAUUAUGUAGCAAUUGUCUAUUUUUAAGUGAGAAACAAAGUGUAAGUGACAAGGGGUAGUCCAAGUGGCAAAAGCGAAGUAUGAGGGACAAUGAAAAGUCAAAAGGGCAAGAAUGAAGAACUUGCAUGUUCAUCAAGACGAUUCAUCGAACAUGCAAGCCACGAUUUUGGAGGCAACGUAGUGUAACAAAGCCUUCAGCGAAAUCAAAGGACAAUUUUGGAGAGUGAGACAAGGUGCAUUACAACAAGAGGAAUCUUUUUCGACAAGAAAACAAACGAUAAAGUGGAUUUUAUUACGAAGACGCCAAUCAAUUAAAGAGGUGAAGGGAUGAUUUUGUGCACAACUGAGGAAAUGAUGAACAAGGGUUGAGGAGAGGUUGAAGACGAGUUUAGGGAAAGGAUGAACACGCGUUGAGGAGAAGAAGACCGAAAUGUUUCGUGAAGGAUUGAGGAAGGAAGAAUGAGGAGUAAACUAUGAAUUAUGGAAAAUUCUAAAACUAGGGUUUCCAUAACUUGGACUUCACCAUGUAACUCACUUCAUGCUUGCCACUUUUAUUAGUAUAAAUAAAUGAUUUUGAUGGAUUUGUAAAGACAGUAAGAGAGAAAUCCAAAUAAUUUGAAAAUUUGGGAAAAUUUGAGAUUUUCAAAUUUUGUCUAAUUUUUAAUUAUUUUAUUAAUUUUCCAAUCUUUUAAUUAAUUAAUUUAUAUAUUAUAUUUUUUGUAAUACUCGUGUUCCGACUAAAAGCAAAUGCCAAUUCUUUUUAAAAUUUGUGUUUUCAAAAUCUCUAUGGAACUGGGAGGUUAAGAACUUUUGAUUUAGAAAAAAGAAAAAGGGAAAAAAACAAGCUAACAAAAUUCCAGUCGGUUCUCUCACAUUGCUCUCCUUCCCUCCAUAAACGAUUUUACAAAUCCGCCACUGCAGCCGCAGGCUCUCCACCGCUCGCCGCCCUCACUCGUAUAACCAAGGCAGCCAAGAAGAUGGAACCGGAACAAAUGGCGGAUAGGUCUAUGGUGGAAGCUGAAUAUGGUUCUAACAUACCCACCAGUCGGAAAAGAAAGGCUGAUACAACAGCCGAUUGCAAUAACGAUGGUCGACGAGCAACGCUCAUGAAAAGAAUUAAAUUGUCUUUGACAAGGCCAUCGUUUGUUCUGGGGCUUGCUCCCAAGAUGGUGAGGGCAGAAAAUCGAAUUACAUUGCGGAAUGUCUUGCACAAACUUAUGAGGCAGCAAAACUGGGUGGAAGCAAGUGGAGUAUUGAGCAUGUUACUGCAAGGGACUUUGCGGGAUAAUUCUCCUAUUAGGAAUCGUUUGAAGUAUUCGGCUUCAAUGGAGCUUCUUAAGCGUAUAGAAGGAGAUCGUAUGAGGCCAGAUAGGAUCAGGCACAUUUAUGACAUUUGGAUGAAGAAGAAUGGACCACUGAAACAUUGGCCCAUUGAGGACAGAUUUAUGGUCCAGUUGGAAUACAUUCUUUUCUGCCUUGAAGAAGGAAAAACGGAGGAUGCACAUCAGGAGACUUUAAGCCUCAUGCAAAUGCCUGAAUCUGUGAAUGAUCCAAUGUCAAAUAUGAUUAUAGGAUUGACAUUUAGGCAACUGUGGUUCUCUACCAUUCCAGAAGAAAUUCAGUGGAGGGACUCUCUCCAGUUUCACUCUCCAAUUCAUUCAGAUGGGAUGAUUUUGAACUCAGAUGGGUGUUCCACCAGCAACUCUCAUGGUGAUGGUGCCUCGUAUUGGAGUAAGACAGAGACUUCUGUCAUGAAUGGUAAAUUAGUUCAAGUAGAUAGUGAAGGACACACUGAAGCUUCUUUCGAUGUUGAUCAUAAGAUUCAUAACAUAAAAGUGGAAAGUCAUCCUCAGAACUUUGAGGCACAAGAUUUUUGUGUUAUUUCUGCCGAAAAAGAUGAAAAUGAAGCUUCUUUCUCAGACAAUGGAGGUUAUCAGCACUAUGUUUCAAUUUUCUCUGCUCUUGAGGGAUUGGAUCCACUAUUGUUACCUCUACAUUUGCCACCUUCCAUUGAGAAUUGGGAGAAUGCCAUUAGUCUAUGUGGUGAGUUUCUGAAUGACUAUUAUAAGGAUGCAGUGAAGCAUCUAGACCUUGCUCUUAACUCAAAUCCUCCAAUAUUGGUUGCCUUACUGCCUCUUAUACAGUUGUUGUUGAUUGGAGGUCGAAUUGAUAAAGCACUUGAUGAAAUGGAAAAAUUCUGUCUUGAUUCAAAUGCAGCACUUCCCUUCAGAUUGAGGGCUGCACUUGUGGAACAUUUUGAUCGUAGUAACAAUGUCUUGCUUUCAACAUGUUAUGAGCAAACAUUGAAGAAGGAUCCAACUUGUUGUCAUUCAAUGGGAAAACUUGUUCAAAUGCAUAGAAAUGGCAAUUACAAUCUUGAAUCUCUAUUGGAAAUGAUAGCUUUGCACUUAGAUGGUACAUAUCCCGAAUAUGAUACAUGGAGAGAGCUGGCUGUGUGUUUUCUGCAACUUCAUCAAUCUGAGGAGGAUAGAGUAUCAAGAGCGUGUUCAAUUGGGACUGGCGGGCAUAAGCUGGUGUCCUCAUUGAACAUUAACAGUAACAUUAAGUUGUUAACUGAAAAGAACUCAAGAAACACUUGGAGAUUGCGUUGUCGGUGGUGGUUGACACGCCAUUUUGGCCAUAAAAUAACACCAGAGACUUCAGUUGUAGGUAAUUUGGAGCUGCUGACUUACAAAGCAGCAUGCGGAUUUCAUUUGUAUGGAAACAAUUUCAAAUAUGCGGUAGAUGUGUACAGCCUUUUAGAUGAGCAAAACUAUAGGAACUUGUUUUUGUUCUUAAAGAGGCACAUGAAGAAUGCGUUUGGACUCCGUUCUAAAUUAUAAUUAUGAGUUUUCUUCCCAAAAUCAAUAUCAUUUCCAUUUUUAUGAUAAUUAUUUGGGUGUUUUUCCCUUUGGACUC